Messenger RNA from Entelurus aequoreus (snake pipefish), 5573 nucleotides. Its product is annotated as rhophilin-2-like. The record is from RefSeq and is a predicted model, not a curated record. Bases 95 to 2131 code for a protein of 678 amino acids. Gene Ontology annotation, molecular function: protein binding. NCBI's taxonomy places the organism in Eukaryota, Metazoa, Chordata, Actinopteri, Syngnathiformes, Syngnathidae. The transcript is spliced from 15 exons. Gene Ontology annotation, biological process: signal transduction; negative regulation of stress fiber assembly.
AGUUCGGAGCAUUUGGUCGGAAGGUGAGCCAGAACUCACCUGUCGGGAAGUUUGACUUCGACUUUUCCUUUUCUCCAUCUUUGUUUGAUCCAACAUGGCGGAGACGCUUUUACACAACAACCUCCAGGACGCGCGAAGAGACGGAAACCAUUUCAGAAAGGGCUGCAACCCGCUGGCCCAGACGGGCCGCAGCAAACUGCAGAACAAGCGGGCCAGUCUGAACCAGCAGAUCAUCAAGCAGAUGAGGAUGCGGGCCGGCGCCGAGAACCUGCUCAGGGCCACCUCCAACAACAAGGUGAAAGAGAUGGUGCUGCUGGAGCUGAGCUACGUCAACUCCAACCUGCAGCUGCUGAUGGGCCAGCUGGAAGGACUCAACAGCUCGGUGGAAGUCUACCAGAGCAGCCAGGAAACCAACAUUCCGCUCAUCGCCCUGGGUCUGAAGGAGACCAAAGAAGUCGACUUUUCGAUGCCUUUCAAGGAUUACAUUGUUCUGCAUUACAAGCAAGAUGGCAGCAGCUUCGAGAACGAGAUCGCCGACCUGAUGGACCUGCGGCAGGCCUGCAGGACGCCAAGUCGCACGGAGGUGGGGGUGGAGCUUCUGGCCAACUACUUCAACCAUCUUCCUCUGAUGGAGAGUCGCUUCUUCUCACCCACGCAUCACACUGGCCUCUUCUUCACCUGGUACGACUCCUUCACAGGUGUUCCCGUGUGCCAACAAAACCUGUCCCUGGAAAAGGCCAGCAUCCUCUUCAACAUGGCCGCCCUCUACUCCCAAAUGGGCACCCGCGGCGACCGGCAGACCUGGCCGGGCCUGAAGGAGGCCAUCUCCGCCUUCCAGACGUCCGCAGGCAUCCUGAACCACCUGAAGGAGACCUUCACGCACACGCCCAGCUACGACAUGAGCCCUGCCAUGCUGGCCAUGCUCAUCCGCAUCAUGCUGGCUCAGGCCCAGGAGUGUCUCUUCGAGCAGCUGGCUCUGCCCGGCGUCCGCAACGAGGUCCUCACGCUGCUCACGAUGGCCCAGGAGGCCGCCAAGGUGUCGGAGACCUACGACCACGUCCACCAGUCCAUGAUCCAGACGCCGGUCAAGGACAACGUGCCCUUCUUCUGGUCCACCAUGUCUCAAGUCAAGACCAACCACUACCGCUCCAUGGCGCACUACUUUGUGGCCUCCGCCCUCCUGGACCACCACGUGGGUCCUGCCGAUGAUGAAGACCAGCAGGAGAAGACCUUGUCCCAGGUCUACGACCACCUCCCCGAGGGCCGCUCCCCUCUGGACAUCCUGCAGAGGAGGGCGGAGCGCGAGCGUGUCGGCAGAGCCCACAUUGGGCGCGCCAUCGCGGGCCACGAGGAGGCCCUGAGGAUCUACUGCCUGUGCCACCAUCUCAACAAGCUGGAGGUCCUGCAGGACAUCUUGAGGGCCAGUCAUCAGCGCUCGCUGCUCAAGUCCAGCGAACACGACAGUGGGGAGGAGUUUAGCGACUACUUGACGGCGCCCGACAUCAUCGCUAAAACGGAGCAGCAAGCAGAAAUGGAGGUUCCGGCGGUCCUAAAGGUGAAAGUCAGCGACUUUUUCCAGCGGCUGGGGCCUCUGGCCGUCUUCUCCGCCAAGCAGCGCUGGACGCCACCCCGGACGCUGCGCCUCCGCGCCGAGGACCGGGACCUGGGCUUCACGCUGAAGGGGGACGCCCCGGUCCAGGUGGUCUCCUUGGACCCCCUGUGCCCUGCUGCUGCUGACGGGCUGAAGGAGGGCGACUACAUCGUGGCCGUGGGCGACACCCCUUGCAAGUGGAUGAGCGUGGGCGAGGUGAUGCGGCUGCUGAAGGACGGCGACGAGCGGGGCGUGGACGUCCAGGUGGUCAGCGUGCUGGACGGCAACCCCACCAUGCCUGCCAAGAGCGCCACCUUCUGCGGGAACCUGCCCAAGACCUACUCCAUGAUCUGCCUGGCCUACAACGAGGACAAGAGUCCCAAGUCCCGCAAGGUGAGCAAGAAGUCCUCCUUCCUCAGCUGGGGCCUGAAGAACCGCAUGAAGAGCGCCAGCACCGUCAGUCUGCCCACGGCCCAGCAGUCCUGGAACAAGCCCUGCCAGACCUUCCCCAGCUCCUACAAGGACAGCGCCCUCUACUGAGCAGGAGGUCCUCCUGCAGUACAGUACUACGACUACAGUACAGUACUACGACUACAUUACAGUACUACGACUACUACAGUACAGUACUACUACUACUACAGUACAGUACUACACUACAGUACAGUACUACUACUACAGUCCACCUCCUGUAGUCUUCUAUUGACUCACAUUCCAAGAUGUGUAGUACUCUUCUCACCGGUACCACCUUAAAUGAAGUACUCUUCUCAUCAGUACCACCUUAAAUGAAGUACACUUCUCAUCAGUACCACCUUAAAUGAAGUACGGUACUCUUCUCACCAGUACCACCUUAAAUGAAGUACUCUUCUCACCGGUACCACCUUAAAUGAAGUACUCUUCUCUCCAGUACCACCUUAAAUGAAGUACACUUCUCAUCAGUACCACCUUAAAUGAAGUACACUUCUCACCAGUACCACCUUAAAUGAAGUACUCUUCUCACCGGUACCACCUUAAAAGAAGUCCACUUCUCGGCAGCAGUACUUAUCAGUACCACCUUAAAUGAAGUACACUUCUCACCAGUACCACCUUUAAUUAAGUACACUUCUCGGCAGCAGUACUUAUCAGUACCACCUUAAAUGAAGUACACUUCUCACCAGUACCACCUUUAAUUAAGUACACUUCUCGGCAGCAGUACUCACCAGUACCACCUUAAAAGAAGUACACUUCUCACAAGGACCACCUUAAAUGAAGUACACUUCUCCCCAGUACCACCUAAAUGGAGUACACUUCUCGACUGCCGUACUCACCAGUACCACCCUUAAUGAAGUACACUUCAGUACCACCUUAAAAGAAGUACACUUCUUAUCAGUACCACCUUAAAAUAAGUACACUUCUCACCAGUACCACCUUAAAUGAAGUACACUUCUCAUCAGUACCACCUUAAAUGAAGUACACUUCUCAUCAGUACCACCUUAAAUUAAGUACUCUUCUCACCAGUACCACCUUAAAUGAAGUACUCUUCUCUCCAGUACCACCUUAAAUGAAGUACACUUCUCAUCAGUACCACCUUAAAUGAAGUACUCUUCUCACCAGUACCACCUUAAAUGAAGUACUCUUCUCUCCAGUACCACCUUAAAUGAAGUACACUUCUCAUCAGUACCACCUAAAAUGAAGUACACUUCUCAUCAGUACCACCUUAAAUGAAGUACUCUUCUCACCAGUACCACCUUAUAUGAAGUACUCUUCUCUCCAGUACCACCUUAAAUGAAGUACACUUCUCAUCAGUACCACCUUAAAUGAAGUACUCUUCUCAUCAGUACCACCUUAAAUGAAGUACACUUCUCAUCAGUACCACCUUAAAUGAAGUACACUUCUCAUCAGUACCACAUUAAAUGAAGUACACUACUCAUCAGUACCACCUUAAAUGAAGUACACUUCUCAUCAGUACCACCUUAAAUGAAGUACACUUCUCAUCCGUACCACAUUAAAUGAAGUACACUUCUCAUCAGUACCACCUUAAAUGAAGUACACUUCUCAUCAGUACCACCUUAAAUGAAGUACACUUCUCAUCAGUACCACCUUAAAUGAAGUACUCUUCUCAUCAGUACCACCUUAAAUGAAGUACACUUCUCAUCAGUACCACCUUAAAUGAAGUACUCUUCUCAUCAGUACCACCUUAAAUGAAGUACACUUCUCAUCAGUACCACCUGAAAUGAAGUACUCUUCUCAUCAGUACCACCUUAAAUGAAGUACACUUCUCAUCAGUACCACAUUAAAUUAAGUACUCUUCUCAUCAGUACCACCUUAAAUGAAGUACACUUCUCAUCAGUACCACCUUAAAUGAAGUACUCUUCUCAUCAGUACCACCUUAAAUGAAGUACACUUCUCAUCAGUACCACCUUAAAUGAAGUAGUCUUCUCGUUUUGGGGGCAAAUAUGAUGACGUAAUUGUUUUAUAAGCUGCUAAAAAUCGUCAUCUUCAAUGUGAGAGCAUGUUACAAAGUGCCUGCAGUACCGCUCGCUUCCUCAGUGUGUCGCUUUUGAGCUGCAAAAGAAAGCACCUCCAUGUGAGCGGCAGAAAGCGGACCUGCUGACGUCACCUCAAAGCAGGGCUUCCCCGCCUUUUUUCCACUACAGAGGGGGCCGGGGCCCACUCAAAUAUUAACACUGAAUUAUUCAUCUUAGUCUUGGUUUUAGUUGCAUACAACAACCUUAUGUAAACAGUUUAACAGGAAGAAUUUACACAAUGGAAACCUAAAAUAAAACCAACUUGAAAUGAAUCAAUGAUACUGCAGAAGAAGGGACUGAUAAACAUUGAUGAAAGUACACACAAAUAAAUGAAUGAAUAAUAAAUAAUAUAUAUGUGUGCUUUUAAAGGGUCAAACAUGCCUUUUUUUUUACUUUUUACUGCCAUAUAGGAUUAGAGAUGUCCGAUAAUAUCGACCUGCCGAUGUUAUCGGCCGAUAAAUGCUUUAAAAUGUAAUAUCGUAAAUUAUCGGUAUCGUUGUUUUUAUUAUCGGUAUUGUUUUUUUGUUUUUUUUGUUUUUUUGUUUUUUUGUUUUUAUUUAAUUAAAUCCACAUAAAAAACACAAGAUACACUUACAAUUAGUGCACCAACCCAAAAAACCUCCCUCCCCCAUUUACACUCACUCAUUGGCCGAUAAAUGCUUUAAAAUGUAAUAUCGGAAAUUAUCGGUAUCGUCGUUUUUAUUAUCGGUAUCGUUUUUUUUGUUGUUGUUGGUUUUUUUGGUUUUUUUUUUUUUUUUUUUUAAUGAAAUCCACAUAAAAAACACAAGACACACUUACAAUUAGUGCACCAACCCAAAAAACCUCCCCCGCCAUUUACACUCACUCAUCGGCCGAUAAAUGCUUUAAAAUGUAAUAUCGGAAAUUAUUGGUAUCGUUUAUUUAUUUUAUUUUUUUAUUUUUUUUAAUUAAAUCCACAUAAAAAACACAAGAUACACUUACAGUUAGUGCACCAACCCAAAAAAACCUCCCUCCCCCAUUUACACUCACUCAUCGGUCGAUAAAGGCUUUAAAAUGUAAUAUCGGAAAUUAUCGGUAUCAUCGUUUUUAUUAUCGGUAUCGUUUUUUUUUUGUUUUGUUUUUUUAAAUUAAAUCCACAUAAAAAACACAAGAUACACUUACAAUUAGUGCACCAACCCAAAAAACCUCCCUCCCCCAUUUACACUCAUUCAUCGGCCGAUAAAUGCUUUAAAAUGUAAUAUCGGAAAUUAUCGGUAUCGUUUUUUUGUUUUUGUUUUUUUUUUGGUUUUUUUUAAUUAAAUCAACAUAAAAAACACAAGAUACACUUACAAUUAGUGCACCAACCCAAAAAACCUCCCUCCCCCAUUUACACUCAUUCAUCGGCCGAUAAAUGCUUUAAAAUGUAAUAUCGGAAAUUAUUGGUAUCGUUUAUUUAUUUUUAUUUUUUUUAUUAAAUCCACAUAAAAAACACAAGAUACACUUACAAUUAGUGCACCAAG